CCAAGUUGAAUACUUGCAGAGCCGCAAGGAGGGAGAGCUCUGAGCUUUUUACCGAUGGCUUCAAUAGCAUCACCAAGCCCCCACUAUUUCUACAAGAACCAUCAGAAGGCCAGAAAGAGUUCCUGUACUCCCCGUUUCAUCGUUUCUCAGCAGCAACCCGACAAGCCCACCGACCAAGUUGGCCGGAGGGAAAUCGUACUGAGGAGCAGCGAAUUAGCUGCAAUCGGAGCCAUCCUCAACUUCAGCGGAAAAAAACCAGACUACCUUGGGGUUCAGAAAAACCCACCUGCACUAGCUCUUUGUCCGGCUACUAAGACCUGCAUAUCGACGUCGGAAAACGUCAGUGAUCUAACCCACUAUGCUCCUCCCUGGAACUACAACCGCGGUAGGAAAAAGCCUGUGAGCAGAGAAGAGGCAAUGGAGGAACUCCUCCAAGUGAUAAAUUCAACAAAACCGGACAAGUUUACACCAAAGAUAGUGGAGAAGAAAGAUGACUACGUGCGUGCUGAAUACGAAAGCCGCAUACUGGGGUUUGUGGAUGAUGUUGAAUUCUGGUUUCCACCGGGUAAAAAGUCGGUUGUAGAGUAUCGAUCUGCAUCGCGGGUCGGAAACUAUGAUUUUGAUAUCAAUCGAAAGAGAAUCAAGGCAUUGCGACUGGAGCUGGAAAAGAAAGGAUGGGGUUCUGAAGACAGCUUUUGAGGGACUGUGCUUAUACAGUAUGAAUACAUGAACAUCAUUUAUUGUGUACCUUUCCAAUUUACCAAAAGUACAUCCUGUGAGAUCAUGUACUGAUCUGCACGAAAGAACCAGAUAAAUGGAAUUUCGGAUUCUUUGUUGCA
Molecule: messenger RNA, 839 nt
Organism: Juglans regia (Persian walnut)
Lineage: Eukaryota; Viridiplantae; Streptophyta; Magnoliopsida; Fagales; Juglandaceae
Exons: 7
Coding region: 55-699 (214 amino acids)
Source: RefSeq, a predicted model, not a curated record